AGGUACUGCUCGUAGUGUUUGUACUGCUUCGGCAUGGCUUCGGAAAAAUUGAAAUGGAUUUUCCUCACAAAAAAAGAUGCGAGUGAGCUUUCACUGUUUAUCGCAAAACCACUUUAUGGGUCUAAAAAUGUGCAGUUAUAAUCCAAGCAAAACCGCAACACCAAGCAAAAUCAUGAAKAGACAGUCGCAAGAACAGCAGUCGCAACAGACAGAUGGAUCUAACGUUGGUCAGCAAAGCACAAGCGAUAACAACAACGAUGAGAUCGCACAAAACGGAAGCCGCAAUUCCACUGCAAAUUUAGAAUCAGAAGGAUUGGCAUCUUCCCCGGAUGAGGAUUUUUCAUCAUCGGGAAGCACAGGCGAGACGAUUUCGAGCUCAAUGACGAAUAAUAGCAACAAGAACGAUGAAGGAGUUGGUACCCUUCGCGAAUAUGACGUCCUCAUGGGACGGGGAUCAGGACCAAACCGCCACGAGGGGAACAUUCACUUCCGAGCAAUUGUGGGGGAAGUUUUCGACGAGUUUUUGUCCCAGACCAUUGGCGCUAGCGAUAGUCUCAACAGCAGAGGAAGAUCUGAGAUGCUCCGAAUCGAUCCCUCCACUAAAAAUCGAUUGGCCCAGGCAGUUCUGGACAAGAUCACGAUUGAGAAGAAUGGUCGCUUUCUACAAAAGCUAACUAAGAAAGAAAUCUUAGAUGCUACCAGUAAGGGAACGUCAUCUGAUUUGAUCAGGGCUCGGGCUAAUUCAAUGGAUGCAGCAGCCAUGACAGCCGAAGCUAUGGCGGCAGAAGCAUCGGCGACAGAAUCAGCUAGCGAGAGCGACAUCAAAGAAGAUGCCAACAACCAGGAAACCAUCAACACUAUUGUGUACUACAAGAUUAUUCCCGAGAAACAAAUUCUGGCAAAGAUCAAGCAAACUUUUCGAUUCCUGCGGGACAAAAAUGAGGCCUCCUACUUCGCCGAAAAACACCGCCAACGUGCGAAGCGUAUGGCUUGCCGUGGGAACUCCAGAGGGGCUUGCUUGUCGGCUUCAUCUUCAUCGUUUUUUAGCCUUAAUUCGAGAGGCCUUCCUGGUAACUGCUCAUUCGCUGCAUAUGCUUUGCUCUCCCAAAAUCCAAGCCUUGGGGCAGCGAUGAACAUAAACCCUCUAUCUCGACAGCUUAAUUUUGCAAGUAGCGCCGGGAAUGGGGUCAACAGUCUAAACGGCUUAUCAAAUGGGAAUAAUCUCUGGGCGGGUAGGAACAUAACCACCAGUAUGGGCAAUAUUCCUUCGAAGGCUGCCUCAUCCCUCAGCAGCCUCAGCUCCCUCAAGAACUGCACGCUGAAUAAUGGUGUUAUUGGGACAACCUCCAGGAAUAUGGAUUUGGCUUCUCGAAUUUUGUGUGAUCUUCCGCAACCCAACCGCAUUAUCUCCGGUCCCAACUCCUUAGGAGGAUCGUCUUUGAUGUUGAACGGUUCUUCUUCACUCGUAGCGAUGGGUAACGCAGCGCGGGGCGUGAACAAUAGCAGUAGCAGCUUUCUGAACAAGGGAAAUUCUUCUGCUGACCAGGCUACCACCAAGCGAUUGCUUGAAGAGCUGACUCUCUCCAGGCUGGUCGACCUCCAAAAGCAACGGGAUCAGACUAUCAGUGCAUAUCUUUCUUUGGAAAGGGGAACAGGUGGAUCUUCCGCUGGGAGUAGCAUAUCCCCAAUCGAACGGUUAUUUGAAAACGUGAAUGGUACUAAUUCUUCUGGAAGUUCUGCAAAAACCACUCUCGCUCUCCCGUCCGAUAUAAACAGGAAUCACAACAGUGUAGCCAACAGCACCCCCGACUCCCUCACACUUUUGCUGCAGCUCCAAAGCAAUAGUAGUAGCGGCACAAACAUAAAUCGGAGUCAUCGUCAGUUGGCUUCUGUUUCCACUGGAAAGAAUGCACUUCGUGUUUUCAAUUCGAUUUAAAUUGGUUGACAAGUUCCAAAUUAUAUUUUGCUUGCUUUGGCCAGGCAACCAAUCGUCGGAAGAAUAAUUCAGAUGCUUAUGA
This is a messenger RNA of Pseudo-nitzschia multistriata, 2018 nucleotides long. Lineage: Eukaryota; Bacillariophyta; Bacillariophyceae; Bacillariales; Bacillariaceae. The record is from the annotation of a GenBank genome assembly.